ACGAGAAAAUGGCAAGCCCCAGCACGAGGAUCGACGAUGGACGUGAUGUGGACAGUGAUAACUCCGGACUGAUGAGAGAAAAGUUAUCCGUGUUGAUUGUGGAUGAUGAAUUGCUGGUGCGUAAAGUACAUGAGAAACUGUUGAGCAAGCUCAAAUUAGCAAAACAAGUCCAGACUCAAACUGCCACAAAUGGAAAGGAGGCCUUGGAUCUUCACCUCUCUGGUUCAUCUUUUGAUAUUAUUCUCAUGGACCUGCAAAUGCCCAUCAUGGAUGGCACAGAAGCGACGAAGGAGCUGCGAGCGAUGCGGGUAGAGAGCAUGAUCGUGGGAGUGACUUCGGUUGAUGCCGGAGCCGACAAGGAAGCUUUCAUGGAAGCAGGUCUGGAUAAGUGCCUUCCGAAGUUACUGACUGCUGAUAAGAUCAAGUCUCUUGUUGAAACCCUAGAGAAGAACAAAUAGAGAUGUGACCAUGGUCAACGGGUAACUAAAGGAAUAAUAAUGAGU
This is a messenger RNA of Syzygium oleosum, 503 nucleotides long. RefSeq names its product two-component response regulator 24-like. Bases 9 to 458 code for a protein of 149 amino acids. Lineage: Eukaryota; Viridiplantae; Streptophyta; Magnoliopsida; Myrtales; Myrtaceae. Gene Ontology annotation, biological process: phosphorelay signal transduction system. The transcript has 2 exons. The record is from RefSeq and is a predicted model, not a curated record.